UCUUCUGUCCACUUUCACUUUAGCUGACAGAGGAGAAUCAGGCUGACCUCCCAGAAAUGCUGUGACCAGAAUAUCACACUGCUGAGAUUAUAUACUGUCACACGGGAUAUAAAAUCUUAAACCUGCAGAGCAGCCUCGACUGAACACACACACCUUCUCACUCUGAACUUUAUCGACACCAUGGCCUCAUGUGGUGAAGAUACCAUAGAGACUGCAGCUGUGGGAAGACCGUUCCAGCUCGGCAUGCUGUAUGACUGCCGGAAAGGAUGCUCUCAUUCCAGGUGUAACCUUAUGGGAUCUAAAGGAGCUACAAAAGAAUACAAGUGUGCAACAACAAAAUAAUACUGAGUUUAAUGUCACAGCAUCAGAUUCGAUUGAGGAGAAGUCCAAUUUGUUAAAGAUCUCUGGCUCUCUUAAACUGAGUCUGUUGGGAGGACUGGUGAACGUGAGAGGAUCAGCAAAAUAUUUCCAAGACACAAAGAAAUCUCAGAAACAAGCUCGAGUGACUCUUCAGUACAACGCAACAACAAAGUUUGAAACACUGACAAUGUCUCACCUGGCUCAUGGACAGGUAUCUCAUCCUAAUGUGUUUGAAGACGACACUGCCACUCACGUGGUCACAGCCAUCCUGUAUGGAGCUGGAGCUUACUUUGUGUUUGACAGAGAAUCAUCACUUAGAGGACGAGACAAAACAAGUGGAGGGAGAAGCUAACCUCACCUUCAACAAGCUGAAAUUCCUCACAGUAGAUGCUGAGGCUUCAUUCAACAUGGAUGACAAAGAGAGAGCAGCAGUAAAAAAUUUUAGCUGCACGUUUCACGGAGACUUCAAGCUACCCUCCAACUCAACGUCCUUCACUGAUGCUGUGAAAGUUUACAGGACCCUUCCUGACCUGCUGGGACAGGAUGGAGAACAUGCUGUUCCUCUCAGGGUGUGGCUAUACCCUCUGGUGAAGCUGGAUUCAAGAGCGGCAAGACUCCAAAGAGACAUCAGCCGUGCUCUCAUCACGUGCUCAUCAGAAACUAUAGAGAGUUUAAACAGGACAGAGAUGAGAUGCAGCGACCUCCUGAAAGACACCGCAGCAACAACAUUUCCUGCCAUGGAGAAGAAGGUUCAGGAUUUGAUGCAGAUGUGUCGCCAGUACAAGCUUGACUUCAUGCAGAAGAUCGGGUCAGUGCUUCCUUCAAUCCGAGGGGGUGGGAAAGAGGAGAGUGUCCUUGAGGAAAUCCUUAAGGCUCAUGAGAGGUCACCAUUCAACAACAAAGACCUGGAUCAGUGGCUAAAAACCAAAGGGAAGGAAUCAGAUACUCUGAAAUCCUUCCUUAAACAGCUGGACAAACUAGGUGUGAAAAUGGAAGACCAUCUGGAUGACCUGUUGUCUGAUUUAGAUGUCAGAAAUGUUGUGUGCUUUUCAUUUACCUCUGUAGACCAGCCUGAUGCUUUCCUGGUCAAACUGUCCAAUCAUCUCAGACCAGCAGGAAUGGUGGACUCUGCUGGAUCCUCUGAUCUACAGGACACGAACACAGACUGGCUCUCCAGUGAUACUCGACAGACAAUGAGGAAACAACUGAAACUGUUUGGAGAACUGAAGAAGUCCAGCAACAGUGAUGACACCAAAUUCAUAGUUACAUCAAAAUAUGCUGAGAGUCAUCCUGGAGCGUGUAUUUUCAUAUAUGAAGACGGGUGUGAUGAUGCAGUCUGCUUUGUUUCUCCAUCAAAACCUGCUACUCCAUCCACCACUGCAUCAUAUGACAGCUUCACAGUUACAGUAUCUGAACCAGACUCUGUCACUGUAGAGUACACAGUAGACUACAGACAGAAACAGCAGCAGGACACUGAAUGGACAUCUCACCCAGUGAAGAAGAACCAAGAGACAGUAACUCUGUCAGGACUAAAGCCAGACACUGAGUAUGAGAUCAGAGCCACAGCUGUGGGUAAACUCAGCUAUGCUGUCAGCAGUGAUGUCUGCAGGGCUGUAACCCUCACAGCAGUUGGUCCACCCACUCAGGUAAAAUACACUGAAGUGAAAGCAAACUCCAUCACUCUGACAUGGAGCAACCCGUCUGUCCAACGCUGUGAAUCUGUAAAACAGUUUAUCAUUGAGUUCAGAGAGGAGAACAGCAGUCAGUGGCAGAGUAAAGAGACCAGAGAGGAGGUCUACACAUUCACUCUGAACAGCCUUAAACAGGAUACAGUCUACUCCAUCAGGAUGUGCACAGAUGGAGGUGUUGGAGUAAGUCAGCCUGGUGAAGAACUCAAUGUUAAAACUAAGAAAGAACCACUGGAUGCAAAGAAGUCCACACUCAUCCAAGAGAUGCAGAAAACCACCAAGAUGCUGAUGAAGCCCAAUGCAAACUGGGAGGAGUACCUGACUCCUGCUCCCCUCUCUAUCGCCAUCAUAGGGGAACUCGUCUUCAUCUCCCACUGUGAUGACUUCUCCAUCAACAAGAACCCCCCAAAAGGUGGCUACAAGUUCAUAAAGUUCCCAGACUCCUUCAGGGCUUGUCUUAUGCAGGUCUAUGACUCGUUGUCACACGCAUUCAACAAGGCACACAAGAACAUGGAUCAGAUCUGCAUUCACAUGAGCACAGUUCCUGAUUACAUGAAGGCUGCAGUCAACAUUCUGUUCAAUGGCACUGAUGAAGUUAUUGAAACUCCUCUGCCAAAUCAACUGGAAAACAUUCACACCAUUCCAGACGAGUGCGUGACAUUAGCAGACAGUGUUGAAAAGAAGUAUGCUGAUGUUAUCAAUUUAAUCCAGGACCUGUUGGAGGCCUGUGCCACUGCUGAACACUUUUAUGGAGAAGAACUGGAAAAGGUUCAGAUGAAACUGGAGGAAACCAAACUGAAGGAGCAGAGUGCAAGACAGCUGAGUGAACAAUCCAAGAAAGCACAACAGUCAUAUGAGAAGUGUGUGGAGAAGAAUCAGAAGGAGCUGACUGAUGUUCUGUUCUGCCAAAUCAAAAUGCUGGUCAAAGGUGUCCAUUCCAUGGGCAGAGUCAAAGAGCAGUGGGAGAAGAUGGUGCUGUUCUUCCAUAUGGUCUCCAACAUUGUCAAAAUCAGCCUCAACAAGACAAUGCACAAUUUUAUCAAGGCAGCUGAUGACAUAAAGGUGCUUUCUUACAAUGAGAAGCUCUUUGUAAAAGACCUCCUGUACAAACAGGCCUUUGAAGCCUCCAACAUUGUCAGCCUGUUCCACAUGAUCUCAGAGACCUACACUCAAGUGUCCAAUAAGUACCUGAUGGACAGAGUGAGCAGCCUGGGUAAGCUCAUGGCCAUGGAUAAGGAGAGACCAGAGUUCCUUCAUGAGCGUCUGAAGCUGCAGGAGUCCUGUCAGGAAGCUCAGAGAGGGAUUCUGCAGCUGGUCCUGGAGAACAAGAAAAAAUUUGAGAUGAAGACCGAUGCCAGGAUGAAGAAAAUAGAGGGUGACCUGAAGGCCAUUCUGCCAGCUGCUGAACCUGAGGAGACGGAGAGAAUCAAAGAGAUCGUUCAGGCCGGCUUCAGUAAAGAAGAAGAGGAUUACUACUGAUUCAGGUUCAUUGUUUACUGCAGGAAUCUAGAUAACCAUGGUAUAUCACAGUAUGAUACAGAAGCUUCAUAUGCAGGUGUUAGCAAGUCCUCUCAUAACCAGAGUGAGUUGUCACUGGUGUUGGGUCAAGUUUUUUUUCCACUUUGUUGUUUCCUUGAGUUUUAUAGUGAUCAGUGUUUAGACAGUGUAAACCUGAGUAUAAACCAGAGAAAUCCUGUCUGUGUUCAUAUAACUAACCUAACCCUAACCCUCUGCAGAGAUAAAUCUAAUGUGUGUGUCAUGGUUAAUCACACAACAUUACUUCUGCACAGUGAAACCAUUCAGACUCUGAUUAUGGUCUGCACUUAUUGUUACUCCACCCAUGGCAGAAGUAGGGCGUUGUUUUCAUAUGUAGUUGGAAAUGCUCUGCCAGUUGUUGAGAGAGAGCAAAGGUGAAGUGUUUCAUUCUACCUGAAGUCCAACAAUAAGACGUCUACAGGGAGAGGAAGAGGAGGAGGAAGAGAGAGAGAGCGACAGCUUUACCUCACCAGCUGAAAAGACAUUGUACAGCUGAUGUUUAACUGGGACAUAAACUGUGUGUGUUCAACACCUGUUGUUGGAAGUUUCCUCAGUCUGUGCCCAGUUAUAACAGGUAUAACAACAGGUGUCUGUGUACGUUGGAAGAAAACAGGAUUUCUGCUGAGUGUGUGACGACCUUAUUUAGACGACGGCUGCAUGAACGUCAGAUCAAUGUUCCAUGUAACCAAUUCAAUCUCUGCUCCUGACAUGAUAUGAAAGGCCUUUGAGUACUGAUCCUAUGAAAUGUCUUUCAUUUGAAAUAAAUACCAUUUACAGAUUGUUUGGAGUAAGAAGAUGUGAGACCCUCCUCAGCUUUAUCUCAACAAAAAAGAGGCUCAGACUUUGUCAGGUGUUGAAAUCAUUUUGACUGUUUCUUUGUUUUCCAGGUGCAGACCUGCACCACAGCUGUAAAACAUCAGGUUUUCUCUGUCACAGACUGGCUGCACAUCUUUAGCACUCACUUAUUUUAGAGAAGAAUCAUUUAUUUUAAUUCGUCCUUUCUGUUCAACAAAGUCAUUUCUCCUUGAAAUGGAAAUGUAAUAGUUUUUGGUUUUCUUCUCAUUUUCAAAAGUAUUUAACCUUUACUUUAGCUGCAUGUAAUCUGUUACAUUUCAGUCACCCUUGACUCUGGAUACUUUUGAAGACUUUGGACUCCACACCUCACAGCAGUGCGUUGUUCUGUUAAUAAAAAGUAUGAGUCUAUUCUCAGGCCUGUGAUGUUCCCUGUCUUAGAACCAUGUCAGUUUCUGGUGAAACACUGAUCUGCUGCCACACACAUCAUCAGGAGCAGGUAUCCAAGUACUGGAUCAUGAAUGACAUGUAAAUAAACAUCAUUAUGAAUCACUCACAAA
Messenger RNA from Lates calcarifer (barramundi perch), 4936 nucleotides. RefSeq lists its product as uncharacterized. Gene Ontology annotation, molecular function: protein binding. The record is from RefSeq and is a predicted model, not a curated record. Bases 564 to 3527 code for a protein of 987 amino acids. The transcript has 4 exons. Lineage: Eukaryota; Metazoa; Chordata; Actinopteri; Centropomidae.